Hippoglossus stenolepis (Pacific halibut) is the source of this 3436-nucleotide messenger RNA. It is a transcript of the gene smim14, whose product is annotated as small integral membrane protein 14. Gene Ontology annotation, cellular component: endoplasmic reticulum. The record is from RefSeq and is a predicted model, not a curated record. The transcript has 5 exons. NCBI's taxonomy places the organism in Eukaryota, Metazoa, Chordata, Actinopteri, Pleuronectiformes, Pleuronectidae. The coding region runs from base 366 to 686 and encodes 106 amino acids.
GUCUCCAUCUGCCCCUGUGUGUGACGUCAGGCGGCUGGAUUGUUUGUUUACUAGGCAGACGAUACAAUCGUGCCUCGCUGCGAUUGGCUGAAGGCCCGCUCGUCAAACGCGUGGCCCAAUAGGACACAUCCAACCCGCCCCUUUUCACAGGAAUGUCCCGGAUGUCCGUCGUGAAGAAUAGCUGGGCUGCUUCACGUGUAUGAAACAAAACACACACACACACACACACGGUCAGUUGACAUGUCUGCGGUGUAACGGAGACAGCGAAGCACCAGCUGCUCCUCCUCUUCAUCACCGGCUCCGACAAACACGGGCAACGUCUCCGGGACAUUCGCGAACAUCCAGUGGACGCCGUCUGGUGAGACAUGGCAGAGGGCGACUUUGACCCAUGUGAGUGCAUCUGCACACAGGAGUACGCUAUGAGACGUCUCAUCAAUCUGCUGAGGCAAUCUCAGUCGUACUGCACAGACACUGAAUGUCCUCAGGAAUUGCCAAGUCCCAGUGGGCCGCUCGGAGGAGGAGGAGGUGACCUGAUCCUCCCCAUGGUCCUGAUGGGAUGGGUGGUCGUGGCUCUGGUCCUGUUCCUGCUGCGUCCAUCUAGUCUUAGGGGACCACGUUCCACAGGCAAACCCACUGGACCCCACAAUAGAGAUGGAAGGGAGCCCCCAGCACCUCCCAUUGACUAGCAGUGGAGCCAGACAACCAUGACUCCUCCACCUGCUCUGACUGGAAGUGCACAGUUAUCUACUAACUGUGACCAAGACAGCGCCAUCUCCCUGUCCCUUCAUACAGAUAUCUUUAGCCUUUUUUUCUAACUGCUCAGCGUUGUUGGGUAAAUCUGUCUUUGAUUCUUGUUAGUAGAUCCCGACUGAUACUGGGUUGAUAAAGCAUUUGAUGAUAUAAUGAUCAAUAUUCAAUUCUUACUCAAUAACACAAUAUGAACGAUUGUGACAGUUAUGUUUCAGCUUUGGUCUUUUUUUUAAAACGUCAUAGAAACUUUCAUAAUAACCAAAAAUAUAUAAUCUCAUUAAAAAAAACUUAAAUUGAAAGAAAGUUAGUUUUGCAUAUCUUCUGACAUAUGUCAAUAUAACGUACCUGUUAUUAGCCAGAUUAAACUGAUAAUAUUGGUCAACAAUAUCAGCAUGUUUAUGAAUCAGUUGGGUUCUACAUUGUACCUCAAUAUAUCUUUAAUCAGGAGGUGUGGUGGACUUCUGUGUCAAUCCCUGAUCUCAGACUGAUCCUCAAAAAACUGAGAUGUGAGAUGGAGGAAUGUGUCCCACGGGUUGGGGUUGAAGAGGGAGGUAGCAGUGUAUUUUUGGUGGUCGGUUAAAUUGAUGUUUAGCUGAGUUAUGAAGGGUCACGGGUCCUUUACAUUCUCUGAAACAUUCCUCUAAUUCCACUUGAAAGUCUCUGCACAGUGCCAGUAAUGAUGUCAUAUCACAUUUCACAGCACAUUCAAACCAGCACAACAAGUAACUCUUGGUCAGGAUGUAGUUUUAAAAUAACAUUACAUAUUGAUUUUAAUGCAACACGUUCUUUUGUGUUUACAUCCAGUUUACAAGAUCACCUGUGCCAGCAAAUAGUCAGAUUGCUUACAUACUAUUAACUAUUUCCAAUAGAGUCUGUCCCAUAAACUGAUGUUAAACAAUCAGUGUCAUCACCUAUUAAUGUUAUGUCUUUACAAAUCCAGCAGAGCAACACUGAAUUUCAUUUUAAGUCAUGUUUGCUACAAAUUCCAAUAUCCACUCUUCUUUAAGCUCUGAUUUUGGUCUCUACCACCUCUUGGGGGAAAUAUCUUUCUCUUCAGCUGGUAAAUGAUCCUCUGUGUUCACCACCUAUCCUCCAUCUGUGUCAGUCUGCCAUUAUGUGCCGAGCAGGUAGUGCAGGGUGGGAUUUAUGUGCUUUUUCUCUGAAAAUAGCAGACUGCUGCAGGUGAAAACGCUAUGAGAGCGAUCAGAGUGAACCAAAACAGUAAAGUUUUCAACCAAACAGCUAAAAAGUUAAACUCUUUAAAUUCAAAGGGAGCUGUAGAUUCGGGGGAUAAUUCUGUGUAUAUUCGUCACUACAACAAACCCCUCAUAGUCUUCACGUUUCCAUUUGAUACAUUUUUAUCAUAGAAACACUACAGCCACUUUAAGUACGCACUUCCCUUUCACACUCAUUUUCAGGCAAACAGGGUUUAAUAGGUCUGGUAAUUGUAACACAAAAAUCAGCACAAGCAAAAUCAGUUUUAAUCAUGAAGAUGAUCUGUGUACUAGAAUAAUUUUGUUGAUAAAUGAAGAAAAUGAUUAUUGUAUACUGACGUAUUAGUAUUAGCCGUCAAGAAUCACUUUUAUUAGCACUUUUGCUGCGGUAUCUUGAUUUUGAAGGUGUAUUGAAAGAUGAGGUUGUCUAAACAAACAUGUUGUCCGUGUUGGGACGAGGGCCUGUUCUUCUUCUUAGCAGUGAGUGAUUACUGGGAGCAAUCUGUAGUUUAUACUUCACAGCUUCUGUAUCAUAAAUAUAUGUCAAACCAGUGAAAAGGUGCAAUAUCAAACUGUGCCAAUGUCAUGUCGUGCUCAUCUUAGAGAACAGCUUUUUGUGACAGGACAAUAAUAUUUUAGGUCAGAUUUAUUUUAGAUUUAUGUCGGGGACAAUGAAAUCAUCUGCAGUUAGAUUUUCUGUGACCUUUUCUGGUUUUUAGCAUGGUUUAUGUUACAGGGCUAUUUUUCUUACAUCUGUAAAUCUUGUUCUAAAGCUGCUCUGCUAAAUUAGUUAUUGAUUUUACAUCUAAAUUACUUUAAUGGAGGUGUUUCAGUCAAAGGUGAAGUGAACAGAAUAAUAGAAACCCCUUAAUGCACCAACACACUCAUACAUGUGUAUGUAAAUGUGGGUGGAUGUGUAUAACAGUGCAACAGCAACACAAACUGAAGCCUCAAAGUUUGGGGCUUUGAAACAAUCUUAAAACAGAUUUUCAGUUUUUUUUCUCACUGCCUGUAUUAUGUGAAGGUCUGUUAUGCCCCAGUCACGGGAACAUUGUUGAUAUUGUGUAUCUCGGUCUUACUCUCCAUCAUAUGAUAUCAGAAAUUAGUCUCUUUUGAAUCUGGCCAUGAACUGGAACAACUGUGGGAUCCCAACUUUCUUCAGUGGCUGGCUACUUUUCAUUUUCAAAUCAAUUUCUUUUGUUUUUUGAUACAUAUUUCUAGACUUUUGGGCUUUCUUUCUAGACUCAGAUAUGACAGGGAGGAGAUAGAGGGAACAUCUUGGACAAACCACAAGUAGUCAUAAAUACAGAAAGGGGAAGCCCAUGGGGAAGUAAAUGGUUGAGAUGAACACCUGGACGAUCUGGUAUCAGAGGAGAUCUUGAUUUACACUGUUAACCUUGAAGAGUAAAAGGGCUUCAACUAUGCACUUUUCCUAUAACAAAACAAAAAAAUAAAAUGAAAAAUCAGUCUGA